AUAUUUCACAGCAUAGGUUCACACUUCUUCCUCUCUCUCCCGACAAAACACGGGCUCUCAUCUUUCGAGGGUUCUAUUUCAAUCCCCCUUCUCAAAAAUCCCCCAAAACUGAAAGUAUAUUGCUUCUCUCUCAACUCAUGUUCCCAACUUUAUACACACAUAUUUUAGGAUUGUCUUGAAAAUAAAUCUUUUUGGGAGUUUUUCAAGUGGAAGGUUUUAAAUUCUCUCCAAGCAAUUACUGAAGGAAUUUAACUGGGUGUUUAAAGUAUUCGAUUGUAUCGGGAAGCAGUAAAUGUACAGACUCUGAAUUGGUUUUUAGCAAGAUUAAUUUGAUCAGUUGGUCCUGUUGGAGUUGAAUGUUGCUGGGUGCUGCUUGAGAUUUACCAGAUUUAGUUUUUAAUUUCAUGAACAAGGCAAAUCUAGACAUACAUAGCAGAAUGGGUGAUGAUGCAUUUGAUGAAAAGUUACUGACCGAGAAACUCUCUAAACUCAAUAGUUCUCAGCAAAGCAUAGAGUCUCUAUCUCGGUGGUGCAUAUCUAACCGCAAAAAGGCCAAGCAAGUUGUCGAAACGUGGGAGAAACUAUUUAAUUCUGCACAACGAGAGCAACAAAUUUCUUUUUUAUAUUUAGCAAAUGACAUCCUGCAAAAUAGCAGGCGCAAGGGCAGUGAAUUUGUAAAUGAAUUCUGGAAGAUCCUUCCAGCAGCUCUGAAGAGUGUUUAUGAUCUUGGCCAUGAAAACUGCAGGAAGGUUGCUUCCAGACUGGUUAAUAUAUGGGAAGAAAGAAAAGUUUUUGGAUCGAGGGGCCAAAAUCUUAAAAAUGCGAUCUUGGGCAAGACGCCUCCUGUCACUGUCAGCAAUGUUAAGAAUUCAAAUCCUAUCAAGGUUGUGAAGAGAGAUAGCAACUCAUUAAGAAUUGUAAGUAUAAUCACAACAUUAUGGAUGGAAAAUUGUUCUAAUCACAGUAAUUUUGAUGUGGGUUAUCUCCUUUUUUUAAAAUUUUUAGGAAAUCUGCAGGGUUCUGAUUUGGUGGAUAAGAUACAGGAACAAGAGAACGCACUUCAACAGUGUGUUAGACAACUUGAAAAUGCUGAAGCAAUCAGAGUUGCACUGGUUUCCCAGCUUAAAGAAGCACUUGCAGAUCAAGAAACAAGGCUGGCGCUGAUACAGAGUGAGCUACAUGUUGGUCAGGGUCUAAUCGAGCAAGCAGCGAAUAUGAGGCAGCGGCUGGUCCCUGGUUUUUCGGUACCCGCUACUGCAAACCAACUUGUGGAAGCCAACGCUCCGAGGAUGGUUGAGCUCAAAUACCCGGCUACUCAGUCGACAAACUAUCCGCCAGUGCCUCCACCACCUACGCAUCCUUUGACAUCAUUUUCAACCUCUAAUCUCAGUGAAGAGGAGAGUAAGAAGGCAACAGUAGCUGCUGUCGCUGCAAAACUUGCUGCUUCAACAUCCUCUGCCCAGAUGUUAACUUCUGUUCUCUCAUCCCUUGUAGCUGAAGAGGCUGCUUCAAUGAGCAGUGGCUUGAAAUCUGCCGGGUUUCCGAAUUUGCCUAUUUUACCUCCCGAGAAAAGGCAGAAGCUAGAGAAGUCUACUCCAUUCUCUGACUUGGACAAUUCCGAUGCUGGUAAUUCUGCGUAUUUUUCUACUACACAGCAAGUAAUGGCUAAUAUGCCACCUAACAGCAUGCAAUCUGUAGCUCAAACUAACCGAAUGCAAGCUCCAUUCCUUCCACCUCUUCCACCUCCACCACCACUUGCACCUCCAUCUAAUUCUCCUGCAAGUCAAUUGGUCCAAUCGGCAAUGGUGGGGCCACCCUACCAGUAUGGUGCUGGAAACUUGUUACCUCCAUCUUUGCCUUCAAAUAUUGCUAUGGGCUUCGCCAGGCCUGGCCCUCCUCAGCAAGCGCAGCCGCAGCAGUUGCAGAACCAGCAACCUCAGCAGCAGCCGCCGCCGCCUCCAAAUGGUGGGUACUAUAGGCCUCCAGGUAUUGGAUUCUAUGGGCAGAGUCAUCAGCCAUCAACACCACCCGUGCCUAGACAGUAAGGUUCUUUUCAAAGAUUCCGGAUCCCUGUGUCAAUUUUGUACAUUAAGUACAUGUUUGGUAUAUAGUAGUGGACAAUGUCCCUACCAAACAUGCUAUAAUAGGAUACUUAUCUUUGGCAUGAGAACUUUUUACAUUACCUUUGUAAUAUACUGUUUUCACACCUAAAUGCUUCUCCAAGUCCCACCAACACCUUGUUUGACUACAUGAUUGGGUCCUCUGCACCCAACACAUACAGGGAAUUUGAAAAUAUCAUACUUGACUCUCUCUCUUUC
This is a messenger RNA of Olea europaea var. sylvestris, 2318 nucleotides long. Its product is annotated as UPF0400 protein C337.03-like. Bases 405 to 2045 code for a protein of 546 amino acids. Gene Ontology annotation, molecular function: RNA polymerase II complex binding. The transcript has 10 exons. Gene Ontology annotation, biological process: mRNA 3'-end processing. Lineage: Eukaryota; Viridiplantae; Streptophyta; Magnoliopsida; Lamiales; Oleaceae. Gene Ontology annotation, cellular component: RNA polymerase II, holoenzyme. The record is from RefSeq and is a predicted model, not a curated record.